Molecule: messenger RNA, 672 nt
Organism: Acaulospora colombiana
Lineage: Eukaryota; Fungi; Glomeromycota; Glomeromycetes; Diversisporales; Acaulosporaceae
Source: the annotation of a GenBank genome assembly
CCCAAGUCUCCGCUGGAAGUUGCAGAGACCGAAGGGAUUUCAAGUUCUGAAAGUACGAACCAAAUAAUUCUCUUCCUGUUGAGUUCGCCCAUGAUGGUGGCUUUAGAUCGUAUCUCAGGCGUGGCGACCCACCAAGUCAAACCUGGUUACGGCACAGAAGCAGAAGAAUCACAGGUGGAGCCUUAUCCUGCCAAAUCGCUCACCCACCUGGUACUUCACGGGCAGAUUCCGUUUGAGGUUCUUAGGGACGUCCAAUUUCCCGUUUUGCAAGAGAUAAACCAGAUGAACCUCGAGCAUGUUCCUUGUCUACGCCUCGAGUGUCAACCUGGCAUACACUUUUGGGACCUUGGAAAAGGCUUUGAAUACUCCCAAUCCUUUCGUGAUGAAAUCAUCCCGGGCAUCUUCUCAAAGCUCGGAAAUCUUCGGACCGUCUACGCUACUGGAUGCAUAUGGAAGACGUUUGCUUGGAUUUUUGAUGCAUGGAGUCUCGAAUUCGAGGUUGCUUCAACCAAAAAAUGUCAAGAAUUUCAUGCUAUUUCGAUGGAGAAGGUGCGAGAUGCGAUGGAAGGGAAAGUACCUGAAGAUGGGGAAGGCUGGAUACAAUCUCUUUAUCCAGAUGAUGAGUAUGGGAAUGAUAUGGGCGAAUAUUUGAGUAAAGAGACCUCCAGUUGA